UAAGCUAUAAAAGCUGCUUAAAGCCUUAAAAGCAAAUACUAAUCUGCGUCGCUUCGAAGCAGCGUGCGUGCCUUAUUUAAAAAGGCAGAGCUCGGCGGUGGCCGAUAAACCGGUGACUGAAGUCGAAAAGCGAGACGGAAGGAGUCGCUUGGGAUUUUUUUAUGACCUAAAGUUGACUCAUAGAGAUGGAAAUUGAAGGUCAUGCAAUUAGAGCUCUUGGUUCUCUCUUCAAGCUCACUGAGGUCUACAUAUGGGAAGACGGCUCAACAGAGACGCGAGAAAUUUGCUUGUUUCCUGAGUCCACAAGUGAUUAUGAUGAUACCAGCUCAAACAUCACUGAUUUAACCAGAGACUUUAGUGAAGUUCCAGAGGGUUUAGAAUUAACCAAGCAGAUGGAUGCCUUAGGGCUUCCCGUUUCCUUCCAGUCCAAUAAGAAGACGAGGAAUAAUAGAAUGAAUAAAAGCAGGAGGAAUGGGAAGCUUUCUUGUCGAUAUAAAGAAGCUAAGGAUGAAGCUCUAGAAUUUAUGAAAGUGAGUGAGGUGGAGAUUGUAUCUCCUACUGCUUUCCUUGAUAACACAAGCAAUUCUUUAUCUUGCAUGUCAAUGCUGGGCCAAAGUGAAUCAUAUUAUUAUGAUGUUGCAGUUGAUAUCAGCGAUUCCCGAAGUCCUGCUGAUGAAGAAGCUACAAGUUCAACUAAGAUUAUAUAUAGUGCUGUCUUUGAUGGGACUUCUUAUGAUCUGUCUAAAAAUGAACAGGAAAAUGAGCUUGUAACACUCAGCGAUGUUGCAUCAAACGAUGAAAUUAUAAAAGGACUUAGUUCAAGCUAUUUAGAUGCUCCUCCUUCACCAGUUUGCCAGCUGAAGGAUGUGAGUGUUGACCAUGGUGAGAAAAAACUUGGUGGAAGCUUGGAGUCCGAGUGCCUAAGUGAUUCCUCUGCUACUCACAAUCAUAAACAAGUUAGAAGGCUUCACAGUGAGGAGAGUACUCAGCAGGCAGGAGGUACUGAAAUUAUUGAAUUGUCUCAGAACUCAGAAGUGCUCGAAUGCAACAGAAUAGAAACUCAUGGCUACAAUGAUAACCUCAGAGAUUGGAGGGUGUACUGGGACAAUUACUACAUGAGAAAUUACUUUUAUAACAUCCAAACUGGUACUUCUACAUGGGAUCCACCUGCUGGUAUGGAACACCUAGCAUUUGAUAGUGUCACUGAUGUAUCAAAUGGAGCAAUUGUGGAAGUGACUGAAAAUAAUGAUGCCCCUUCCACUUCUAGCAAUUCACUAAAUUAUUUCAAGCGUUUGGAGGAACAUCCAAAUGAUGAUGGAUUGAUACAUUGGCCAUCAGAUAAGGUUUCAGUGAAAAUGAUUGUCACUGCCAACAGCAAUUUGCCUGAAAUGAUUGUACCUGAAAAUGAUAGUUUUGAGCUUCAAGAUGAACUUCAGAGGAUCAGUACAAGUUGCGACGAUGAAAUCACAUCAUGCUUAGCAUUUGAGGCACAAGAGAAUUCCAGUGGCUUCACCAGUAUGAUAACUAACCAAGUUCUUGAGAAUGAUAAGAUGCAAAUGGAAAGUUGUGAUCCUGCAACAGAUAAGUUAUAUACCCAGCCGGAAUCUGGCAUGACAAAACAGAAAAGGAAAGCAAGAAAAACGCUUGCUCAUAAGAAAUCCUCAAAUAGUGAAGAUCUUCAAUGUGAAGAAAUUUUUGAACACUUCUCUGCCAAUAUUGACAAAUAUUGGCAUCAAAGGUAUCUUCUGUUCUCCAGAUUCGAUAAUGGUAUAAGAAUGGACGAGGAAGGAUGGUUUUCUGUAACUCCAGAACCCAUCGCUAGGCAUCAAGCAAUACGUUGUGCUAGUGACGCCAUAAUUGACUGUUUCACUGGAGUUGGUGGCAAUGCAAUCCAAUUUGCACAGAGGUGCAAACAUGUUAUUGCAAUUGAUGUUGAUCCAAAGAAGAUUGAUUAUGCAUAUCAUAAUGCUUCCAUAUAUGGGGUAGCUGACCAAAUAGAUUUUAUAACUGGCGACUUCUUCAACUUGGCACCAAAGCUGAAGGCAGACACUGUCUUCCUGUCACCUCCUUGGGGAGGACCUGAUUAUGCUAAAGUGAAAACUUACAACAUUAUAACAAUGCUAAGGCCACAAGAUGGAUAUACUCUCUUUAACACUGCCAAGAAAAUUGCUCGCAAAGUUGUCAUGUUUCUACCUAGAAAUACUGAUUUCAAUCAAUUGGCAGAGUUGACUUUAUCAUCUGACCAUCCAUGGUCGCUUGAGGUUGAGAAAAACUAUUUGAAUGGCAAGUUGAAGGCAAUAACUGCUUACUUCAGUGACACAAUAGUUGAGGGCACUGAUCCGCUGUAAUUAACAUCGGCAGUGGGGUGAAAGGGACUGACGUCAUUCUGGAGAUGAAUUGUGCUUUUUCUUGGACGUCAUGUACAAUUUCUAUGAGCUGUUUUAUUAAUUAUUUUUGCUUAGACAUUGUUACUUAAUAGGAUAGUGAUCUAAAUGUGUGUUGCUCUGCUCCUGUAUCAAAGUUGUCUGUAAAACAAUUGACCGACGUAUUAGGCUGCAAGUAGAGACGGUUAAUUCAGUAUCUCGAGUUCACUUUACAUUCAGGUGCCAGGUAAAAUCUCAUGUAAUGGAAGAAAUUUUCCAAAAUCACCUGGCAGAAAAGAUGGUUGUGUUGUGUGGUGUAGAAUAGACAUAGUAAAGUUCACUCCCUGUCUGUAAUUAUCAAUCUUGUUCGAUGGAGGUGUCACAAUUGGCUUCUGCCAUUCUACAAGGAAAUUGCAAUUGCCAAACUUUAAUUUCUCCA
Messenger RNA from Ricinus communis (castor bean), 2802 nucleotides. Its product is annotated as trimethylguanosine synthase. Gene Ontology annotation, molecular function: RNA cap trimethylguanosine synthase activity; protein binding. Gene Ontology annotation, cellular component: nucleus. The transcript is spliced from 11 exons. The coding region runs from base 186 to 2348 and encodes 720 amino acids. NCBI's taxonomy places the organism in Eukaryota, Viridiplantae, Streptophyta, Magnoliopsida, Malpighiales, Euphorbiaceae. The record is from RefSeq and is a predicted model, not a curated record. Gene Ontology annotation, biological process: 7-methylguanosine cap hypermethylation; 7-methylguanosine RNA capping.